AUGUUCAGAAUGGAGUCGACGUUGGUCCAGCUUCUCCACACGCACUCUUCGAUUGAUGUCAAAACCCUCUGUUCGUUGGCGUGCGUCUCAAAGGGCUUCAAGCAGGCCGUUGAUGACAGCUGGGACUUGGCACGGGAGGCAGCCAGGCGUCGCGCAGCCACACAAUCAAGAGAGCUCCCACAACGGUGGGGGCGCAAAUACGCCUGGGACUCGGAUUAUGAUGCUCAGUACGACGCGAGAGGCCGCCUCUGUUUGCAAUUUGUUUUCUCGGGUGUCUGGGGUGGCUCGGAGAGCGCAGCAAUGCGACCUGACAUGGCACGACGCGACUUCCUUGUUGAAAUUAUGAACCUCAAACCGCUGCAAAGGUACCGGAUUGUGAGGCUCAUCCACUACAGUUUCGAUGUCGUGGCGGCAGGUAUUCUCAAAUUUGGCUCGCCCGCCGCCUAUCUUGCGGCUCUGUUGGAGAAGCUGCAAAAGAGGAUCAACAAGGCAAAUAAGAAGCAGGUAAGAAUGGAAGCAAUGGAAGCGAUGCUGCGAACAACGUUCAACAAUGGAGACAGGCCGGACGCAGCUUCGCUGGCCCGAUACGCCUCCCCUGCCCGGCGUGCUCUGCUGUUGACCCUGAACGCCAACCUGGGCAUCGUUCUCCCCCUCCUCUACCACCUGGCCUCCCAGCACUGCGGGGCAGCCAUGGCGGCGCAGCAGGCGGCAACAGCAGGCGCGGCCCCAUGCCGCCGUGGUCACCGCCGCCCUGGCCGCAGCUGAUGCCUACUUGAAGUGGGCACCUGUGCCGAACCUGGAGUCGAGUCGCCUGAUCGAAGCCGCGGGGGCGCUGCUGCAGGCCAGCGAGUUUCGUCAUGGGGCGGCGGACUUGCUCAAGCAUGUCGCAGCAAGGCGGCGCCCUACUGACGAGAGCCAGGAGCAGCACGAUGGGCCACGUGGCAGCCCUGGUGGCGGCCGCCCGGGAAGCACUUGCCGUGGCCCACAGCCGCUCCGCCUAGGAUGAGGACCGCCAGUUUGCGGAGAAGGUCGCAGAGGGGCUGGCAGCCCUAGGCAACAUGAACGGGGCCGCGCUGGCAGGGCAGGGAGAGGAGGCCGCAAUUACCAACCUCACAGAUCGAGGGAAGCAGAUCCAAGAGCAGACGAAUGCUCCAAGAUCAGCACAGAGUCCUAGCGAAAUAGACAAACAGGGCGGCCUGAUACAGCACAAAUGACAGCCCUCGACUUUAUCCGGUCCGUCCACCAAUUAUAGAGUACUUGAGAUUAAGAGGCAUUGACGACAUGAGAACCGAGUUGAGGGCUGCUAUGUGGGGACUACAUGCGAUCAAUGUCGAAAAGCUCACAAGGUGAAUCAGUACAUCAAGGUGCCUGGCAGUUCUGCGAAAUCGGUGGCUGAGUUUGGGCUUUCGAGCCGAAUGACAUAAACCAACUUCGAAAGCAGAGCCUUGCUCUUGUAACCUGCACUAAGUGCAAGAGCCAUCACAUACUUGGCG
Klebsormidium nitens is the source of this 1493-nucleotide messenger RNA. The record is from the annotation of a GenBank genome assembly. NCBI's taxonomy places the organism in Eukaryota, Viridiplantae, Streptophyta, Klebsormidiophyceae, Klebsormidiales, Klebsormidiaceae.